Molecule: messenger RNA, 558 nt
Organism: Salvelinus fontinalis (brook trout)
Lineage: Eukaryota; Metazoa; Chordata; Actinopteri; Salmoniformes; Salmonidae
Product: cytochrome c oxidase subunit 6B1-like
Exons: 4
Coding region: 139-399 (86 amino acids)
Cellular component (GO): respiratory chain complex IV; mitochondrion
Source: RefSeq, a predicted model, not a curated record
CCAUACCAUGGUGAUUACAUUUGCUAAUCCACUCACAACGUCCAACAUCCCAGCAUACAUUGCGCUACGGUCUUCCGGUGAGAGAGGACACAAGAAACAGUCCAAGUGUUGACAUAGUGAGACCGCCAGCUAGCCAGCAUGUCUGAUGUUAUUGAGGAGAAGAUAAAGAACUACAGGACGGCUCCCUUUGACGCCCGCUUCCCCAACACCAACCAGACCCGCAACUGCUUUCAGAACUAUCUGGACUUCCACAGGUGCAACAAAGCUUUGUCAGACAAAGGCCAGGAUGUGGCUCCCUGUGACUGGUACCAGAGGGUCUACAAGAGUAUCUGUCCCAUGAGCUGGGUCGCCAAGUGGGACGACCAGAUAGAGGCCGGAAGCUUUCCCGGCAAGAUCUAAAAUGGCUAACCUCAGGACAUUCUGUUAGCCACACCUUCAACUUUGACCCCUGUAGCGUGCCUAAGGACAUGUGUUGACCACGUACCACACCAUUCUAAAUGUUAUUAACAGUGUUACUUAUGUUACAAGCACUUAAUAAAAAUACGCCCCCGUUUUGAA